UUUAAAGGUACAGGUGAAUGGUGAACUUCCUCACCUGGGAAACACAAAGUGAGCACCCACGCCGCGACUCGGGGAGUGUGGGACGAGGAGAGUGGGACGAGGGGGUGCGACACAGGGGAUCCAGGCGUUACACAGAAAUAUCUAUACACAGGCAGUGUGUGUAUGUGCUACCAUGAUGCUCCCGCAGUGCUGCACCGUGAUCGCUGCGAUAUUUGCAGUCUUCUCACUAUCAGUACAGACCGCGUCUGGGCAGUCAGCCGGCAGCAUUGACACAUGUAGACUGACGACGUCGUCUGUCGAAGAACAGGUUGUUACCGACGCUGUAUCGGGCUUCAAAUAUGUAUGGGCGACGCAAUGUGGUUACAGCAGCACUACACCAAGUGUCCCCAGUAUAGAAGUGAGGGGGACGACUCACGUCAGUGAUGCGGUGUUACAGAAGGCAGCUCGUCUCACUCACCUGAUGGUGUCAUUCAUGUCGCCAACGCUGUUCCGGCGUGUUGCUGCUAACGUUGCUGUGGGGAUCUACUACCGCCGCACCGAGGACCCCUCCGUCUUCCCCGAGUAUACGCCGACUCCAAACUGUAGAACUACCUGUACCGGCAACUGCAGCCUCACCUGCUCCGACCACGGCCUUCCUGUACUGUACGAGGUCGCCUACGGUGGCCGCUUGGUCGUUGUGCCGGCUCAAAAUGUCGAAUGUUCGAGUACGAAUCCCAAUCACUAUGAGAACCUCCUCGUGGCGGAAUUUAGUAGAUCCCUUUACAAGUAUGGCCUCACGGAGUCUCUCAAACAGAAGGUGCUUGACGCCAACAUGGACGCCCUGUCUGCCUGGGGGAGGACGAUUCCGGUGAUAGACUACUUCAGACAGGCGUCCCUCGCUUGGUUCCAGUCCACCAAACUGAACUCGGCAACAACAUACGGAAUGAACACGUGUCAGGGCUCGGCGUUGUGUCCCAGUGAAUGGUUCUCCAGAAAUAACAUGAAGCAGAAAGACAACAGACUCUAUGAUGCCCUCAACGAUAUAUACAACAACGAUCGUGCUUAUAUUCACGGGGGCGUUACACUGUGCGACUGGUGAUGUAGCAAUAUAUCCACCGUGCUAUCUGUGGUCACAAUUCUGGGGACGAUUCAGCAAUAAUAAACAUCGCAGAAUCACAUGAUGAUGUCAACGACUAACACAAUAUAUCGGCCAUUCUUCACGGGUUUGCAUCAACUUAGCGAAGUCAUUAAGAAUUGAAUGUCCACUUUGUGUGUUUGCACUGAAAAAUGAAUGAUGUCAAAGCGUUGUUCAAACUCGUGUGAACGAGCGAUU
Molecule: messenger RNA, 1312 nt
Organism: Haliotis rubra (blacklip abalone)
Lineage: Eukaryota; Metazoa; Mollusca; Gastropoda; Lepetellida; Haliotidae
Exons: 7
Coding region: 173-1078 (301 amino acids)
Source: RefSeq, a predicted model, not a curated record